UGAACCGGUCAUUAAACCGGGAUUAACCACAAAUCUGCGUUUACUGUACCGCGGUUGCGAUUUACCCGACUAAACACCCAUUACCCGUUAAGAAAACGACGUCGUUUUCAUUUUGAUAAAUCUCAAAUCGGGUUUACGAAUUGUCAUUGUUAAUUCUCAAAUUAGGGUUCGUGAGAGAAAAAGAGAAAAGGGGAUUUGGGGAUUUUGGGAUUUCUGGGUUCUCGAAUCUUAAAUCUGGGUGGGAAUUAGGGUUUCGAAUAGCCAGGGGAUAAAACUUUCGAUUUAAUUUUGAUUCAAUUUCGAUUCAAUGAAGAAUUGGUGGGAUGAAGGGUUGGUUUAUCAAAGCGAUCCAGAUGACCCCGAUUUCGAUCCUCUAGACAGUGCUCUCGAUGCCGACGGUGGAAGCGAUAGCAGUGGAAGCGAUAGCAGUGAAAGCGGAGUUGAGGGCGAUUGUGAGAGUGACAGAGAGAAUGAUGACAAAGAGAAUGAUGGAGACGACGACAGAGCCGAUGGAGAAGAUGACAGAGCCGAUGACGGAGCUGAAAGCAGUAAGAAGAGGAAGAGGGGAAAAGAGAAGAAGGAUGUGCCUGAAGAAGAUUUGUCCGAGAGGUUUGAGUUCGAGAUAGAGGAAGCAAUAGCUAGUUGGUUUGAUGAGUUUCAGAUUCGAAGGAAUCAAAUUCCAGAAGAUGAAAAUGAAGAUGAAGAUCAUGUGAUCACUAGAGAUAGAAAAAUUAGGUUAGCUUCGGAUGAUAAGUUAGCUAUAGACAGAACAUUCUUCAAUGGUUUUGAGUUUAAAGAGACGGUGUUGCAUUAUGCAAUGAAGCAUAGGAUAAAUGCUAAACAUAGUAGGUGGAUGUUGUCUUUGGAACAAUCUUCAUCCUCUUUUGUCUAUUUUAGAUGUUGCCUCUUUCGGAAGUUGAUGCUCUUUAGGAUGUUAUUGUUUUGGAUGAUGACUGAUCGAUUCUUAUGUAAUCUUUAGGAGUCUCUUAUCUUACCUAUUCUUAUGUUUCAAUUUGUCAUUUUCCUUACCAAACAGAUUCACAUUACAAAACAAAGAUAAAACAGAUUCACUACAAACAAAGACAAAACAGAUUC
Arabidopsis lyrata subsp. lyrata is the source of this 1095-nucleotide messenger RNA. Its product is annotated as clumping factor B-like. The transcript has a single exon. The record is from RefSeq and is a predicted model, not a curated record. Bases 308 to 979 code for a protein of 223 amino acids. NCBI's taxonomy places the organism in Eukaryota, Viridiplantae, Streptophyta, Magnoliopsida, Brassicales, Brassicaceae.